AUGUCGGCCCCAAAGUCUCUUGAGUCUUCGCCGCCCACGCCAUGUCCUAUCCAAAUCGCCACCCUCGAGCGUCGCAUCGCUGAACUUGAGCAAGACAAAGUGCACCUCGCAGAAGCAGUGUCCGAGUCUAGCCAACGCGUCGCCGAAGCUGUGAAAAGCACAGCUGCUGCUGAAGCCGAGACUGCAGCAGCGAAGCAGCGCGCCCAAACACGCUACACGGAGAGGCUACAUGCCAACAACGAGGCGAGAAAUCUCCAAGACGCGAUGAAGGAGCAGGCCUUCCAACAUAAAGAUUUUUCGAUCAAGGCCAAUAGACGGAUCAGUUGUCUCGAGGUCAGAAUCGCGCAUCUUGAAACUGAAGUAUCCAUCAAAGACGCUAAGAUUCAAGAGUUGGAAGAGGAACUUCGCAAAAUCCACACUGGCUCUCUAGCUAAUCAACGAGAGGACGUUAACAUGAAGACACAACCUGACAAGAUCGUUGAGGACCUCAAGAACAAGAUCAUAGGACUGGAGGUGUCUCUUGCCAAAGCAGAGCAGGACAAGGAGCAAGCUAUGAAAGACAAAGAUGCGAUGGCAAAUUCACAGGCCAAGUUUGAAACGGAGCAAGCCCAUUUCAAGAGCCGAGAGAUGGCGCUGAUGCAAACUAAUCAGAUAAAGCUCCAGGACGCCGAAUUGAAUUGGCGUUCCAGAUUAGAUAUCAUUGCGAAGGAAUUGAAAGAAGCGAAGAGGGAGGCCGAGGAUGCCAAGCAUAAAUUGCGGGUGGCGACUCGUACGAUGCAGAACACCCCUCAGACGCCUGGCGUACAGCAACAGCAGCAGCAGCUUCAGACUUCCAAAUUUGACAAGAAAAGAAGAUUCAGUCCGAAUGGGAACGCUGAAGCUACUGCGGCCGCUUUUCAACGUGCAUGUAACCAGUCUCUCCUCUUGAAUUGUUUUGGUAUGGGAUCAAAUCUGCUCGCAGGACCGAGCGGAGGUACACCGAGGACUGAAGCUCCGCCCGUACCAAGGCAGCCCAUGAGUAUGGCACAGAAUACUGGAUACCAGCAGUACCCAUCCGUAAGUUUCGAUAGUUCGGCUUGCCAAAGUCCACCUAUUCCGAUCGCACAACAACAAUACUUUCCAGGCCAUGGCCCGUCUCCCGUCCAACAGCAUGGCAUGCAGAUGCAACCUGGAUGUCCAAUGGGACAACAGCAACCCAUAGGUCCCCUGUCGUCUCAGCAGCAGCAGCCAGGUCUUGUACAGAAUGCGAGAUUGAACAAUGCUGGGUCGCCGACUGAGACUCACUCAAACCAUGGUAUCAAUGUAAAUUUGGCUGUCAAUACCGGUAACGUACAGCAGCCUCACCACAGCAUGGUACAGCAACCUCCACCUUCCUUCAUGCCCAGCCAUAUGCACCAAUCGAACAGCACGAACGCGUCGUUUUUCCCGAACGCGCAGGGUAACAUCACUCCAUCUACUUAUGGCAACGAUUUCUUUGCUGCAGAAUCAAGCAACGUGGCGCCAAGCAACAUCGACUAUUUCCAUAAAUAA
Molecule: messenger RNA, 1530 nt
Organism: Bipolaris zeicola 26-R-13
Lineage: Eukaryota; Fungi; Ascomycota; Dothideomycetes; Pleosporales; Pleosporaceae
Exons: 2
Coding region: 1-1530 (509 amino acids)
Source: RefSeq, a predicted model, not a curated record